Molecule: messenger RNA, 746 nt
Organism: Trichoderma atroviride IMI 206040
Lineage: Eukaryota; Fungi; Ascomycota; Sordariomycetes; Hypocreales; Hypocreaceae
Biological process (GO): protein folding
Cellular component (GO): cytoplasm
Source: RefSeq, a predicted model, not a curated record
CGCGUCCAUGGUCUGCCAUGCGUUGGGUCCAUUACCUAGAAGAGCUUCAACACCAAGAAAACUUGCAAGUUACACAACAAGCAGUUUUUAGCCAUGGCUGAUAAAGAUCCCUCCCCCGCCGAAGACGCUGCCGCGCGCAAGAAGGAGGCCGAGGAGCAGGCUGCGCUGCCUUACAAAUGGAGCCAGACCAUCGGCGAGCUGGACCUCUCCUUCAACGUGCCCGGAAACUACAAAUCAAGAGAUCUCGUCGUCGAUAUCAAGAAGUUGUCCAUUGUUGCGGGUGCCAAGGGACAAGAGCCCAUCAUCAAGGGCGACCUCCCCCACGCGAUCCGCGUUGACGAUUCGACUUGGACCCUAUCCACCAACUCCGACGGCACCAAGAUUGUCGAGAUCCACCUUGACAAGGUCAACAAGAUGGAAUGGUGGCCGCACGUCGUCACCAGCGCGCCCACCAUCGAUGUCACCAAGAUCCAGCCCGAGAACUCAAAGCUCUCUGACCUCGACGGCGAGACUAGGGGUAUGGUUGAGAAGAUGAUGUUCGACCAGCGACAGAAGGAACAAGGCCUGCCCUCGUCAGACGAGCAGAAGAAAAUGGAUAUCCUCAAGAAGUUCCAGGAACAGCACCCGGAGAUGGAUUUUAGCAAGGCCAAGAUCCAGUAAAAAUAAAUAAAUAAACACAAAGGGAGGGUAUUGUAUAAAAAGGGGGGAAAGAUGAAAUAAUAAUGAAUAAAUGAUUGCAUAAAAAU